Messenger RNA from Elgaria multicarinata webbii, 912 nucleotides. Its product is annotated as zinc finger and SCAN domain-containing protein 32-like. NCBI's taxonomy places the organism in Eukaryota, Metazoa, Chordata, Lepidosauria, Squamata, Anguidae. The transcript has 2 exons. The coding region runs from base 1 to 912 and encodes 303 amino acids. The record is from RefSeq and is a predicted model, not a curated record.
AUGAAGGGGGAGAGACCUGCAGGCCCAGAAAUAGAAGAAGGACAAAGCAGAGCAGGAAAAGCCUCCAGGGCAGUUCAGCCGGAAUAUGCCACAGAGAGACCGGGAUGGGAAAAAUCGCAAGAGGGCAAAGGGGAACCAUCCAGGGGGAUGCAAGAGCGCUGGGAUGUCCAAUGGCAGGAGUUCCUGAAGACACUGCAGCCCAGUCACACAGGAGAGGGGAGCCCAGUGAUGUCAGAAACUGCCCCAUGGGAAGACGCCAAGGCCUUUCUGGCCUCCUUUGAGCAAGUGGCCAAGGCCUGCCGAUGGCCGAGAGGAGAGUGGGCAGCCCGGCUCCUGCCAGCCCUGAGUGGAGAAGCGGAAGAGGCCUUCCAAAGCCUGGAAGCCAGAGAUCAGGAGGAUUAUGGGAAAGUGAAGGCGGCCAUCUUGCAAGGGGAAGCCCUGAGGAUGGAGGCGCAGCGCCAGCACUUCAGGCAAUUCUGCUGCCAGGAGGUCAGAGACCCCCGAAGGAUCCACAGCCAAGUCCAGGAGCUUUGCCGGCAGUGGCUGAAGCCGGAGAGACACAGCAAGGAGCAGAUCCUGGAGCUGCUGAUCCUGGAGCAGUUCCUGGCCAGCCUGCCAGCGGACCUCCAGGGCUGGAUCCGGGCAGGAGGGCCGGACACCUGCUCCCAGGCUGUGGCCCUGGCCGAGGACUUCCUCACGAGCCAGAAAGAGGCUGAAACAGCUACCUUGCAGGAAGAGAUGGAUGUCCGUGGAAGUCGCCUGUGUUUGCAGAUCGUCAACCCUGAUUUUCCCCGGCCCGCCCAACAGACCACAGUCUGGCAAGUCCUGCAGGAGGACGGGGGGAACGUAGAGCCUUCAGGUAAGGAGCUCUUUUGCUCAAGUCCCAUGAAUUCAAAAUACAUAUAUAUCUAG